This is a messenger RNA of Durusdinium trenchii, 858 nucleotides long. The record is from the annotation of a GenBank genome assembly. Lineage: Eukaryota; Dinophyceae; Suessiales; Symbiodiniaceae.
AUGACCUCGAGACCAUUGACAGCUUCCGGCCCGGACCCCACCGGCUGGACAUCGCAGUCGUCGCAGCGGGAGCUUUGGCGCGAGAUGGGUUUGGAGCCCGGCUUGUUCCGAGCUCAUUUGGUCAAGGAGCUCAAAGACUUAGAGCAGCUCAAGCCGCAGAAGCUCCUCAGCGAGCUCACACCACUAGGCAUUUCAGGCCUCUUUGAGAAGAGUGAGUUGCUCCAAGCCUUGCGAAAGGUUCGCCUUUGGCAAGCACUGCCUGCUGCGCAACUGCAGCCGCUUUUGGAGCGGCCAGCCAGCCAGGCAACGAAAAGCCAGCUCCUAAGUGAGCUGAUCUCUCAACACUUUGGUGCCCCUCGUUCUCGCCAUGGCAACAUUUUUGAGACCAAGACCAGCCCCACCAAUGGAGGCCAAAGCCAGCAAAGUCAACAAAGUUUUCCUCGCAGCAAAAUGGGCGGAGGCCGAUCUGCAGCGACACCCGGCGCGGGAUAUGUGAACUAUGCCUCUGGCAUUGGCUCUCAGGCGUUUCGGAGUAACCUGGCUGCGCAAAACAUCCCACAGAAAAGCGAUCUGCCGCAGUGGCCUCGGAGCGACAUCCCCCGUCGCGUUCCAGACCCUCCGGCGGCGCGGUCGUCGCCGGCUCCGAAGGCCGCACCUCCGCAGGUGGUUGCUGCCUUCCGUGCUUUGCUGUUAGAUCCCACAGCGAAGGAAGAAGAGGUCAAAAAGUCCUUCCGCAGGCUUGCGAAGCAGUACCAUCCGGACAAGCAGGCCGAGGGCGUCGACUUGGAGGUGGCGAAGGAGCGAUUUCAACGCAUCAAGACCGCCUACGAGACCUGCAUGGACUUCCUAGAGGUUUAG